CACGAGAUAAGUUUUGUGCAAAGCGACAACAGGUUUAGUUCUACUAGUACCCUCUCCUUCUCAUUGUCAACGUUAAUUAACGGUUUCCUCUAUUGAACAAUGGCCAACAAGGAUUACUACAGCGGUCAGCAACAACAAUACUACCCACCCCAAGGUUAGUUACACAUCUUUUGGUGUUUUGAUCUCUGAAACCUGAAGGACUGCAGGUCCACCACCAGGACAGGGGGGUUACUAUCCCCAACAACCCCAACAAUCGUACGGAGGCCAGCCUUACGGUCAACCUUACGGCGGACCUGGUUACCAACCUCAACCGCCACCGCAGACAGUUUAUGUACAACAACCUGCUCAGUCCAGUGGUGCUGGUGGAGGCGCUGGCUGCCUGGCUUGUCUUGCUGGUGCAUGUCUUUGCUGCUGUGCUGAGGAGGCACUUUGCGACUGUCUAUUGUAAGACUUGGAGAUUGCUAGCAGGGCUACUGCCCGCUGGCACGGCGCAAUAUUGUCUAGUCGAUGAGAACCCGCUCAUGAUCACGCCGUAUAUGUCGGCCGGAUGCCUUUAUGCUACAAUGGACACGAACCUUUACUUUCUCUCCUUAGUCAUGAGCCAUCCUGAUUUCUAUUCAUUGGACUACGAUACCGUACUUCGUGAUAGUGUCGUUUCUGAAUGACUUUGUGAGGCCUGUGACAUUGUCAUUUUUUUUGUAAAAUUAUUCGUCAGAGAUAUCAUACCCUUUCCACUUUU
This is a messenger RNA of Suillus discolor, 739 nucleotides long. RefSeq lists its product as uncharacterized. NCBI's taxonomy places the organism in Eukaryota, Fungi, Basidiomycota, Agaricomycetes, Boletales, Suillaceae. Bases 330 to 665 code for a protein of 111 amino acids. The transcript is spliced from 3 exons. The record is from RefSeq and is a predicted model, not a curated record.